AAUCAUAAUGGCUGAACAGACUGAGGAUCUGAAAGCUUUUGAACGUCGACUGACUGAAGUCAUUGACAAGUUACAGCCUGCUGCUAGAGUAUGGAGAAUUAUUCUAGUCUUUAUAUCAGUAUGCACUGCGGUGGGAGCAUGGACAUGGUUAUGGGAUCCAGAAACACCAAAGGUGACCUUCACUCAGUCAUUGUGGAACCAUCCGUUCUUCACAAUCAGCUGUCUCGCACUUCUAAUUUUGUUCUUCUUCGGUAUUCAUAAAAGAGUGGUUGCACCAUCAAUUAUUGCAUCCAGAUGUCGUCAAGUUCUGAAUGAUUACAAUAUGUCAUGUGAUGAUACUGGAAAAUUAAUAUUAAAACCAAGACCGUCUUCAUGACAGCAAGAUUUGGAAGUGCAAAUUUGACGUGUGUGUGUGUGUGUGUGUGUGUGUGUGUGUGUGUGUGUGUGUUUGAAAAUAAUUAGUUAUGAAAAGUUCAUCCAGAAGAGUGCAUAAAACAUUAUACAGUGUGUUGAAAUCAUAAUGUUCUGUUGCUGCAUAACCAUCUUGUGUCUGGGGAGUGACGUAGCCCAGUAGUAAAGUGCUCGCUUGAUGCGUGGUUGGUCUAGGAUCGAUCCCUGUUGGUGGGCACAGGCUAUAUCUUGUUCUAGUCAAUGCACCAUGACUGGCAUAUCAAAGACCAUUGUAUGUGCUAUCCUAUCCUGUCUGUGGAAUGGUGCAUAUAAUGGAAAGAUGUAGUGGGUUCCUCUUUAAGACUAUACGUAAAAAUUACCAAAUAUUUGACAUCCAAUAGCCGAUGUGCUAUAGUAGUGGUGUUAAACAAAACAAACUUUAACCAUCUUAAAGUUUGUCAAACCUCAAUCACCCAACUGAAAAUUGGUCAAAACUGAUAUUGUGAACAUCAUUGAUAUUAAUUUUGUGUGGCGGCAGCGGGUUUCCUCUUUCAUUAUCUGUGUUGUCCUUAACCAUAUUUCGUACGCCAUAAUUGAAAUGUGUUGAGUGCAUCAUUAAAGGGAUUGCAGUCAUUAUAGAUUGUUUCUGACUCUUUUUUGACGACACAAAGUACAUAUAAAAUAAAUUUUCUUGUCUGUAUAUCCAGUAAGUUUGCAGUUGUGAGCUAAUGUGUGUAGCAGUAAUUUUUCAUAAUUUUACUUCAUAAUAUUGGGUUUUUUUAUACAAACAAAAUUAAUCGUAAAAUUCGGUUUGGGUUACUGGUACUACAAAUAUUAAGAUGACAACAAAUGCCUUGUUUAUGCACAUAUUGACAUUUUAAACAAGAAAAUGUAUUUAAUGUAUAAUUGUAGUCGGCAAAGAGAUUCUGUUAUUCUCUCAUCCCUAGCUAUGCAAGACAGACCCAUUCCAUGACGUCAGCCUAUAUGGAAUAAAUCUGUCUUGUAUAGGCUAUGACAUCAUUGCAUUUAACAUGGGGAGUAGUACAUCGUUGGUAAUAUAUGA
Messenger RNA from Gigantopelta aegis, 1453 nucleotides. RefSeq names its product nuclear envelope phosphatase-regulatory subunit 1-like. The coding region runs from base 8 to 376 and encodes 122 amino acids. Gene Ontology annotation, cellular component: Nem1-Spo7 phosphatase complex; cytoplasm. The transcript has 6 exons. Lineage: Eukaryota; Metazoa; Mollusca; Gastropoda; Neomphalida; Peltospiridae. The record is from RefSeq and is a predicted model, not a curated record.